Molecule: messenger RNA, 2258 nt
Organism: Hibiscus syriacus
Lineage: Eukaryota; Viridiplantae; Streptophyta; Magnoliopsida; Malvales; Malvaceae
Product: pentatricopeptide repeat-containing protein At5g64320, mitochondrial-like
Exons: 1
Coding region: 117-2258 (713 amino acids)
Molecular function (GO): protein binding
Source: RefSeq, a predicted model, not a curated record
GAAGCCGAAAUCAAAGCUCAAUCGCGGUACCUGAGAGCAUUACAACAAUGUUUUUCCAGAAAUUAUCGUCGGAAAAAAGGUAAGUUUGCUGAUUUUGGAGCUACCCAUUUAGAGUAAUGUUGAGAAGAUCGAAAAAACUUGCAUUUCAUGUCAGAAAAAACCUACAAUCUGUUUCUAAAACCCCAUGUUCAGCUUUCUCAUCUGGGCAUCAUUCCCAGAGCAAUCAACCAGAUUCUGAAAAUGAAUGGCAGAAAUUACUCAAACCAUUUGACCUCGAUGAACUUCGAAAAUCAUUCAAUAAGAUUACUCCUUAUCAGCUUUCAAAAUUGCUUGAACUUCCACUUGAUGUUCCCACAUCUUUGAAGUUGUUUCAAUGGGUGGGUUCACAGAAAGGCUAUUGUCAUACUUUUGACGUGUAUUGUGUUCUUAUUGAAAAACUUGGGGCAGCUAAGGAAUUUAAAGCCAUAGAUAGGUUGUUGGUGCAAAUGAAAGAAGAAGGGAUCGUUUUUAGAGAAUCCCUCUUCAUUUCGAUCAUGAAAUGUUAUGGAAGAGCCGGUUUGCCAGGUCAGGCUACUAGAUUAUUAUUGGAUAUGAAGAGUGUUUACUUUUGUGAAAUAACAUAUAGGUCUUACAAUACUGUCUUGAGUAUUCUGGUAGCUGGGAAUUGUUAUAAAGUUACUCCAAAUGUUUUUUAUAACAUGUUAAAUAACGGUGUAUCUCCUGAUAUUCUUACAUUUGGUUUGGUAAUGAAAGCCCUUUGUAUGGAUAAUGAAGUAGAUUCUGCAUGCUCAUUACUUAUGGAUAUGACGAGACAUGGAUGUGUGCCUAACUCAGUCAUUUACAAUACUUUGAUUCAUGCAUUGUCGAAAGGCAACAGAGUUAUUGAAGCAGUGAAACUUUUGGAGGAAAUGUUUCUGAUGGGUUGUGCUCCUGAUGUUCAGACUUUUAAUGAUGUUAUAUAUGGCCUUUGCAAGCUCGAUCGUAUCCAUGAGGCAGCGAAAAUGGUUGAUCGGAUGAUUCUCCGGGGCUACACCCCUGAUGCAGUUACUUAUGGGUUGUUAAUGCAAGGGCUAUGUAAAGCAGGCCAAGUUGAUGAAGCAAGGGCAUUAUUACACAAAGUGCCCAACCCAAAUGUUGUUAUCAUAAACACCCUGAUAAAUGGAUAUGUGGCAAGCGGACGUUUUGAAGAAGCUAAAGCUGUCGUGUAUGAUAUCAUGUUAUGUAUUGGCUGUAAGCCUGAUGUUUUUACAUUUAGCAUUUUGAUUCAUGGACUUUGCAAGCAAGGAUGUCUAGGUUCAGCUCUUGAAUUGGUUAAUGAGAUGGAAAGCAAGGGUUGUAAGCCCAAUGUGAUAACAUACUCAAUUUUGAUUGAUGGAUUAUGCAAGGAAGGUCGGGUGGAGGAAGUUGGUUAUGUUCUAAACAGCAUGUCAGCAAAAGGAGUGAGCCUGAAUACUGUUGUGUAUAAUACCUUAAUAAGUGCACUAUGCAAAGGUGGAAAAAUCCAUGAAGCACGAGAUAUGUUUGAUGAAAUGUCAAGAAAAGGCUGUAAGCCUGAUAUAUUUACGUUUAAUUCACUAAUAUCUGGUUUAUGCAAGGUCAAUCAAAUGGAAGCGGCAUUGGGUCUGUAUCACAACAUGAUGGUUGAGGGGGUUAUUGCCAACAAAGUGACAUACAACACUCUGAUUCAUGCUUUUCUAAGGUGGGGUGAGAUCCAGGAAGCACUUAAGCUUGUAAAUGAAAUGUUAUUUAGAGGAUGCCCCCUUGAUGAAAUCACUUACAAUGGCCUAAUAAAGGCCCUUUGUCGAGCUGGGGCAAUCGAAAAAGGCCUGGGAUUGUUUGAAGAAAUGACAAGGAAAGGAUUUGUUUCAAGUAACGUAUCUUGUAAUAUACUGAUAGAUGGAUUUUGUAAGGCUAGGAAAGUCAAUAAUGCACUCGAAUUUCUAAGAGAAAUGGUUCAUCGGGGUUUAACGCCGGAUCUAGUUACCUAUAACAGUCUGAUAAAUGGUCUAUGUAGAACCGGACGAAUAAGGGAGGCUUUGAGUUUGUUUGACAAAUUAGAAGCUGAAGGAAUUUAUCCUGAUGCUAUUACUUAUAACACUUUGAUCAGUUGGCACUGCAAAGAGGGCUUGUUUGAUGAGGCCUGUUUAUUUAUACAAAGAGGUUUGGAGUCUGGCUUCAUACCCAAUGAUGCGACUUGGUUUAUUUUGGUCAGCAAUUGUGUUAGACAUUCAGACGGUGAUUUUUUGGUCUCCAUUUAA